AAGGGUGUUUACUUCUCAUUAAAGAACAUUGGAGUUGUCGUGUCCCAUCCAUAUGGAUCCAGAGCUGCAAGAAAUGUGCCUGUCCCCCAAAUUCGGGGGUCGGCUCUUAAGAAUAAAAUUGGAACCCCCUGAUGCUGCCUGUCUACACGAACAGGGACAGAUACAGGAACAGUACCGUGUUGAAUCUCCAUCAAGAGGAAAUGGUUGCGGGGAGACAGUUGGCACGUGCCACAUCAAAGAUUCUCUGGACAACUCUUCAAACGAACGUGGGAUCAUACAGUCGAAAACGGAACCGUACAACACUGCACUUUUGGUGGUACAGGACGAAAUGGGACACAGGCAUGACUCAACGUCUCAAGAUGCACCUACAAGCAGUCGCAUGCUUCAUGUUAAGGAUGAACCCACAGACAGUUGUGAUCCACCAGUGUCCCCAGUUACCCUAAAGCAUCCUGUUGCAGCGAAGCCCCGGGUGGAAGACUUCAGUCCGGCUACAUUCUCCCAGUCCGAGGGUGCCCAGAGCCACAUGCAGGGGCACGCUUACAAGACGGCGUACAAGUGCAAUCUCUGUCCCGAAGAGUUCAUCCUAAGCGCACACUUGAAGCGUCACAAGAAGACACACGUGUGCAACAAGCCAAACAAGUGCGACCUCUGUCCUGCAGCAUUCAGCCGGAGCAGUGACCUGCGCCGUCACAAGAAGACGCACACAGGCGAGAAGCCAUACAAGUGCGAUCUUUGUCCCGCAAUGUUCGCCUACAGCUCAAGCUUGCAGUACCACAAGAAGGUACACGCGGGUGUAAGGCAGCACAAGUGUGACCUCUGUCCCUCCGAGUUCACCCGACUGCAGCACCUGAAGGAUCACGUGCGGAUUCAUACGGGUGAGAAGCCGUACAAGUGCGAUCUCUGUCCUGCCGAGUUCGUCCGGAGCACGUACCUGCGGUGUCACAGGAGGACGCACACGGGCGAGAGGCCACACAAGUGCAGUCUCUGUCCCGCAGAGUUCAGCCACGGCACGCACCUGCGGCGCCACAGGCGGACACACGCAGGCGAGAAGCCAUACAAGUGCAGUCUCUGUCCCUCCGAGUUCACCCAGAUGCACCACCUGAAGGAACACUCGUGGAUUCAUUCUGAUGAGAAGCCGUACAAGUGCAACCUCUGUCCUGCAUCGUUCAUCCGGGGCACGUACCUGCAGUGUCACAAGAAGACACACGGGCAAGAAGCUGCACAGGUGUGAUCUCUGUCCUGCAGGGUUCAUCCGCAGCAUGUACCUGCAGUGUCACCAGAAGACACA
Molecule: messenger RNA, 1288 nt
Organism: Ornithodoros turicata
Lineage: Eukaryota; Metazoa; Arthropoda; Arachnida; Ixodida; Argasidae
Product: zinc finger protein 239-like
Exons: 3
Coding region: 53-1231 (392 amino acids)
Biological process (GO): regulation of transcription by RNA polymerase II
Molecular function (GO): RNA polymerase II cis-regulatory region sequence-specific DNA binding; DNA-binding transcription factor activity, RNA polymerase II-specific
Source: RefSeq, a predicted model, not a curated record